Molecule: messenger RNA, 444 nt
Organism: Cottoperca gobio
Lineage: Eukaryota; Metazoa; Chordata; Actinopteri; Perciformes; Bovichtidae
Product: lymphocyte antigen 6D
Exons: 3
Coding region: 39-278 (79 amino acids)
Source: RefSeq, a predicted model, not a curated record
UCUGGUGCAAGAGGUUUGUCUACAUACCAUCCGACAACAUGAAGGUUCAACUUCUCACGCUGCUGCUCCUGCUGUGCUGCACUCAGGUGCUCACACUCAGAUGCUACACCUGUGUAGGUGAAGAUGACGAGGACUGUAAGGUGGAGACAGAGUGCCCGGCAACAGCUCAGUACUGCAUGACCAUGCAAUACGGUGGAGAACUUUCUCGAACUUGUCAGGAUUAUUGUGCCGAAGAUGAUAACACAUAUUGCUGCCAAGAAGACCUCUGCGACCCAUGAGUCAUCCCUCAGCGCUGACUUUCGCUUUCUGAAAAAUGAAAUGAAUAUAUAAGACAAAUGUAUUACUUAAAUCUAAAUCAGAUCGAAGAUGAUUUUUAACUUUAUAGGAUUGUAAUGUGACUAUCCUGUCUUGCUUUUACUUUCAUUAAACUCUACAAAUAUUGAA